CCGCCUGAAAGCGUGAUGAAAGAGAAAAGCAAGAACGCGGCGCGAUCGCGCCGUGUCAAGGAGAAUCAGGAGUUCCUCGAGUUGGCGAAGCUGCUGCCGCUUCCAGCCGCCAUUACAACGCAACUGGACAAGGCUAGUAUCAUCAGGCUGACCACGAGUUAUCUGAAGAUGAGAGCCGUUUUUCCUCAUGGUCUUGGUGACGAGUGGGGUGCCGCUCCGCCACCCAACAACCCCCUGGAAACCGCAAUUAAAGAGCUGGGCUCUCAUCUUUUACAGACCCUGGAUGGUUUUAUAUUCGUCGUGGCGCCAGACGGAAAAAUUAUGUACAUAAGCGAGACUGCCAGCGUACACUUAGGAUUGUCCCAGGUGGAAUUAACGGGAAACAGCAUAUACGAGUAUAUUUAUCCGGAGGAUCGUACCGAGAUGGUUUCCGUGCUGAGUCUUCCGCCCAAUUCCCCGGAUCACCGUUAUACAUAUCCACCGCCGAAUUCGCGAGGCGAGAUAGAGCUGGAACGUGCCUUUCUUCUUAGGAUGAAGUGCAUCCUAGCCAAGAGAAACGCGGGCCUCGUCACCGAAGGAUACAAGGUCAUACACUGUUCGGGUUAUCUAAAAUGCGUCUUCGAUGGACCUGUCGAAUACGAGGACAGCCUUAUCCGAAAUGUCGGUCUUAUCCGAAACGUCGGUCUGUUGGCGGUUGGCCAUUCCCUGCCAACGAGUUCCAUAACCGAAAUUAAAUUGCACCACAACAUGUUCAUGUUCCGGGCAUCGCUCGACCUGAAGCUCAUAUUUCUCGACGCGAGAGUAGCCCAUUUGACAGGAUACGACCCGCCGGAUCUCAUCGAAAAGACCUUGUACCACUAUGUGCACGCAGCUGACGUCUUGCAACUGCGGCACGCUCAUCGAGUUCUGCUGUGCAAGGGUCAAGUGACAACGAGGUACUACAGGUUUCUGACCAAGAACGGCGGGUGGGUAUGGAUGCAGUCGUACGUGACGAUCGUGCACAACUCAAGAAGCUCGCGGCCGCACUGCAUCGUCUCCGUCAACUAUGUGUUAACGGCCACCGAGAGCACGGGCUUGAUCCUCAACUGCGAGCAGAAGUUGCCCUGCUCGAGUCCUGGGAAUCCGCCGAGCGCGCCCCUCUCGACGCCCGCGGUCGCCGCGAACGACCUGGACAAUCACAGCCCGAGCCCGCCUUCCUACCGCGGUGGCAGGACGAAGGAGCCGCCCGAUACCGACUACGCCGACAGUUCCGGAUAUUCCAACUCGGAUUAUAUCACCGGUACAACGAAUCACAAUCAUUACUUGUCGUCGUCGCCAUACGCGUCGCAUAGCGUAGACGGAACGGUCCACGAAGACGGCACUUACUACAAUUCGGAUUUAUUCUACCAAUACAGUGAUCUCAAUCAAGAUCCGGUCAACAAUCUGCAGCAUCAGCAAGAAGCGCAUCAGCAUCUCUUGCACCAUGCGUCCUCCCUGACGACUAUCCAGCACGGUACGCAGAAUAAUCAGCACAAACGACAACAUUCUCAGCAUUUGCUGCAUCACGCGACCUCUCUGACCACUCUCGAGCAGCAGCAGCAGCAGCAGCAACAUAGUCCCCAGAGCGGCCAGCAGAAACGGCCUUACUCCACGUCCUCGAGCUCCUGCGGCAGCAGCGACGGUCUCGAGUCUCACUUCGCGAAUUCCAUGAAUCUGCUACCUACAUCGGGAUACCAUUCAUCGCACCACCACCACCAUCACAUGUCGGACUCGACGUUGAGCGAGGCGGGCGGCGUCAUCAUGUAUCCGAACUGCGGCUUCAAUAACAACGACAGCUACAACGCCGCGGCGCUUCAACAUCACGAUGGCUACCAGGGCCAGGCUCACAAUAACAACGGCAACGCGACGGUCAAGCACUCUCAUCAUCAACUGGAAGCCGCGUCGGCAGCCGGUUACACCAGCGUCAUCGUCGACUCGCAGCAGUACAGCCCGAACCCCGUUCAGGAGCUUCAUGGGCAUCAGACGGCACCGGCGGGCGACGGCACGCCGCCCCAGCAGCAUCAUCAUCAUCAUCACUACGACGGCCAUAAUCCUUUUGUUCGCUGACACCAAUUCGAGGUGCCCUGUGCGUAGCACUUUGACACUCCUGACGAUGGCGCAUGCGGGCAUCAUCAGCAUUAUCAUCAUCAUCGUCAUCAACAGCCACAGCAA
Molecule: messenger RNA, 2190 nt
Organism: Dinoponera quadriceps
Lineage: Eukaryota; Metazoa; Arthropoda; Insecta; Hymenoptera; Formicidae
Gene: sim
Product: single-minded homolog 2
Exons: 8
Coding region: 16-2085 (689 amino acids)
Biological process (GO): regulation of transcription by RNA polymerase II
Cellular component (GO): nucleus; transcription regulator complex; cytoplasm
Molecular function (GO): DNA-binding transcription factor activity, RNA polymerase II-specific; RNA polymerase II transcription regulatory region sequence-specific DNA binding; protein dimerization activity
Source: RefSeq, a predicted model, not a curated record